Molecule: messenger RNA, 1391 nt
Organism: Siniperca chuatsi (mandarin fish)
Lineage: Eukaryota; Metazoa; Chordata; Actinopteri; Centrarchiformes; Sinipercidae
Product: ras-related protein Rab-11B
Exons: 5
Coding region: 121-777 (218 amino acids)
Biological process (GO): constitutive secretory pathway; regulated exocytosis
Cellular component (GO): recycling endosome
Molecular function (GO): GTPase activity; GTP binding
Source: RefSeq, a predicted model, not a curated record
UCAGCGGCUCUGCUCUUCCUGCGCAUUGUCUUCUGUCAUCUUGGCACAGCACCCUGGUUAGGGCAGGGAAACUAUUUCUGUCAUCACCGCAAUCCCAGAAAGGUGAAUAUAUAUCAAACAAUGGGGAACAGAGACGACGAAUAUGAUUUCUUGUUCAAAGUCGUACUAAUCGGAGACUCUGGAGUGGGGAAGAGUAACCUGCUGUCCCGUUUCACAAGAAAUGAGUUCAACCUGGAGAGCAAGAGCACCAUUGGGGUGGAGUUCGCCACCCGCAGCAUCCAGGUGGACGGCAAGACGAUAAAGGCUCAAAUUUGGGACACAGCUGGACAGGAACGCUACAGAGCAAUCACCUCAGCGUAUUACAGGGGUGCCGUUGGGGCUCUCCUAGUUUACGACAUCGCCAAGCACCUGACAUAUGAGAACGUUGAACGCUGGCUGAAGGAGCUGAGGGACCACGCUGACAACAACAUCGUCAUCAUGCUGGUUGGAAACAAGAGCGACCUCCGCCACCUCAGGGCAGUGCCCACUGAUGAGGCUCGAGCCUUUGCAGAAAAGAACACUCUCUCAUUUAUUGAGACAUCAGCGUUGGACUCCACAAAUGUAGAAGAAGCCUUCAAGAACAUUUUAACAGAAAUCUACCGCAUUGUGUCGCAGAAGCAGAUAGCGGACAGAUCUGCACACGAUGAGUCUCCGGGCAACAACGUAGUGGACAUAAGUGUCCCCCCAACCACUGACGGGCAGAGGGGCAGCAAACUCCAGUGCUGCCAGAGCCUGUGACGCUCAACUCCAUGACACUCAUCCUCCACCCCUCCACAUCCACCUCCACCUCGACAUUACAUGACCUGUGCACUUUUUUGUUUCCGUCGAUCUGCUCACAGCCAACUCCCUUGUCACUCUAUCCUUUAUUUUUCUUUCUGCCUUUUAUUCUGUUUUAUGUAGGACUUUUGAAGUCACUCGUUCUCUUCUCUUCUGCCAUGAAAGAAAACUUCAAGAAGCCUUUAUGCCACUUGGUCAGUCGAGUUGUUCAUGGAGUCAAUGUGAAGGUUCCUGCAAUGCAGGAAAAAGGCAGUUGUUGCUGUCUUAAUGAAGCCUGUGAAGUUGUUUGAACCGAACUGAACUGAAACUCUGUCGUGUACAGGGAGGCUGUGAAAUACAUUUCAAUGGUUACCACUAGAUGGUGCUGUGCUAAAUAAACUCCAGGCAGUUACUCCAACCUGGUGAAGCAGUAUUAUGACAGUGUGGUUCUUCUAACUUUCCUCUUACAUCAGAUAAGUUAUCAUGCCAAAAAUAUCCUCAUUAUGUAUUUAUUGAUGAAUAUUUGGCUUACAUUGUCAUUGUUUUACUUUAAAUUUAAGAACUGUAUAAAUUUACAAUAAAAUUCUCAACUAAAG